Messenger RNA from Drosophila subpulchrella, 4244 nucleotides. RefSeq names its product signal transducer and transcription activator (gene Stat92E). Lineage: Eukaryota; Metazoa; Arthropoda; Insecta; Diptera; Drosophilidae. Bases 668 to 3136 code for a protein of 822 amino acids. Gene Ontology annotation, biological process: defense response; cell surface receptor signaling pathway via JAK-STAT; regulation of cell population proliferation. The transcript has 11 exons. Gene Ontology annotation, molecular function: DNA-binding transcription factor activity, RNA polymerase II-specific; RNA polymerase II cis-regulatory region sequence-specific DNA binding. The record is from RefSeq and is a predicted model, not a curated record.
UUUUUUAGCCACUCAAAGGAAUUGUUCAAAAGCGGACCGAUUUUCAAGUGCACAACCAGUUGAAUUCUUUUGCAACUGCAGUUUGCUUUCAAGGAUUCGCUUACCAGACAGAAUUUAUUUUUGCCAGGACUCAGUACUUCUUUAAAUUCGGAUUGCGUGCGUGGGUGUCCGUGCGUGUUCCGUCUCUCUCGCACUGCGUGUGUCUGUGUGCGUGAGGCGAGCGCGAUUUAAAAAUAAAACGGCAAAUACAUAAUAAAAAAAAAUAUAUCGAAGAGCAACAGCGGCAGGCAACCCAACACAAACAAACCGAUACCAGCUAGCCGUGUGUGUUUACACUGUGUUGUGCGUUGGUGUUUGUGUACCAAAGUUUCCUCCUAACCAUACUAAAUCCAAACCAAAUCACAAAGCCACGAUCUCGUUCGCAUGUAUGCCAAUGCAUUUUAUGGACGCCUCAGACUCAUUUGCCUGUGGAAGCCAGUCGGACAUUGAUUGGGCCAAGAGCCUCGUCAAAGAGUCCCAGAACAGAAACUGAAACUGAAAUUGAAACCAAACCCGAGCCAGAAACCAAGUCCCGACCGUUGCACUGAUCACCAUACACAUUCAGCUGCCACAGCUUAGCAUCCAAAAUCACAAUACCAUCAUCAUAUCCAUCGGGUAGAGCAAGAGCAUGAGCCUGUGGAAGCGCAUCUCCAGCCAUGGCGACUGCGAGCAGCGUAUGGCGGCUUACUACGAAGAGAAGGGUCUGCUCGACCUGCGCCUCUGCUUGGCGCCCUGGAUCGAAGACAGGAUAAUGUCCGAACAGAUCUCACCCAACACCCCCGACCAGUUGGAGCGCGUGGCCCUCAAGUUCAACGAAGAUCUGCAGCAGAAGCUUCUCUCCACGCGCACCGCCAGCGACCAGGCCCUCAAGUUUCGGGUGGUGGAGCUGUGUGCCCUCAUUCAACGCACCUCCGCCGUCGAGCUGUACACGUACCUGCGCACCGGCCUGCAAAAAGAGCUGCAACUGGUCACCGAGAAGAGUGUGGCUGCCACAGCAGGCCAAUCGAUGCCGCACAAUCCCUACAACAUGAACAACACGCCAAUGGUUACCGGCUACAUGGACCCCAGUGACCUGCUGGCGGUGUCCAACAGCUGUAAUCCGACCGUGGUCCAGAACAUAGGACCCAUUCAAAAUGUGCAAAAUACAGGCGGCAUUGCCUCCCCAGCCCUCGGCAUGGUCACGCCCAAGGUGGAGCUGUACGAGGUGCAGCACCAGAUCAUGCAGAGCCUCAAUGAGUUCGGUGGCUGUGCCAACGCUAUGAAGCUGCUUGUCCAGAACUACGGUUACAUGUUGAACUCCACAUCCUCGCCGAACGCCGAGGCUGCCUUCAGAAGUCUGAUCGAUGAGAAGGCGGCCAUCGUGAUCACAAUGCGCCGCAGCUUCAUGUACUACGAGUCGCUGCACGAGCUGGUCAUUCACGAGCUGAAGAACUGGCGCCACCAGCAAGCACAAGCCGGAAACGGAGCUCCAUUCAAUGAGGGCUCCCUGGACGACAUCCAACGUUGCUUUGAGAUGCUCGAGACUUUUAUCGCCCACAUGCUGGCUGCCGUUAAGGAGACCAUGCGCGUACGUCUCGUAACCGAAGAGCCGGAGCUAACACAUCUGCUUGAACAGGUGCAAAAUGCGCAAAAGAACUUGGUCUGCUCAGCCUUCAUCGUAGACAAGCAGCCCCCGCAGGUGAUGAAGACCAACACACGGUUCGCGGCCUCAGUGCGCUGGCUUAUAGGCUCCCAGCUGGGUAUCCACAACAACCCGCCCACUGUUGAAUGCAUUAUUAUGUCAGAAAUCCAGUCGCAACGCUUCGUCACUCGCAACACACAGGUGGACAACAGCAGCCUGUCCGGUCAAUCAUCCGGCGAGAUACUAAAUGCCUCCAGCACCAUGGAGUACCAGCAGAACAACCAUGUGUUCUCCGCCAGCUUCCGAAACAUGCAGCUGAAGAAGAUCAAGCGGGCAGAGAAGAAGGGCACCGAAAGCGUUAUGGAUGAGAAGUUCGCCCUAUUCUUUUACACCACCACCACAGUAAACGAUUUCCAGAUCCGGGUGUGGACUCUGUCCCUGCCCGUUGUGGUGAUCGUUCAUGGCAACCAGGAGCCCCAGUCCUGGGCCACAAUUACUUGGGACAACGCGUUUGCGGAGAUUGUACGCGAUCCCUUCAUGAUUACCGACCGCGUUACCUGGGCCCAGCUGUCGGUCGCACUAAACAUCAAAUUUGGAUCCUGCACAGGUCGCUCCCUGACUAUUGAUAACCUGGACUUCCUUUACGAGAAGCUCCAGCGUGAGGAGCGUACCGAGUACAUUACGUGGAACCAGUUCUGCAAGGAACCCUUGCCCGACAGGUCUUUCACCUUCUGGGAGUGGUUCUUCGCCAUCAUGAAACUCACCAAAGAUCACAUGUUGGGCAUGUGGAAGGCUGGCUGCAUCAUGGGCUUCAUCAACAAGGCCAAGGCCCACGCUGAUCUGCUGCGUUCAGUUUAUGGCAUCGGCACCUUUCUGCUCCGCUUCUCCGACAGCGAGCUGGGAGGAGUCACCAUCGCUUACGUAAACCCAUUGGGAGAAGUCACCAUGCUGGCCCCAUGGACUGCCCGUGACUUCCAGGUGCUGAACCUGGCCGAUCGCAUUCGUGAUUUGGAUGUGCUGUGCUGGCUGCAUCCUAGCGAUCGCAACGCGAGCCCCAUGAAAAGGGACGUCGCCUUUGGCGAGUUCUACUCGAAGCGUCAAGAACCCGAACCCCUCGUUCUAGAUCCCAUCACCGGUUAUGUGAAGAGCACAUUGCACGUCCACGUUUGUAGCAAUGGGGACAAUGGAUCCACUGUUGGAACACCGCAUCAUCACGGUGCCCAGGAAAACAUGCAAUUGGGAAAUUUUUCACCACAAAGCGCCAUCGGUUUCUAUAGCCCAGCACCACCUGAGGAAUCAGAUUCCGAUGCUAGCGAAACGGCCGAGGCCCUACAGACAUAUAUAACAACAGCUCCACCCAACGACCCCCUGCUGGGUGUAAUCAGUAGUACCCUAAUGAAGAGCGUUCACAUCUAUCCACAACUGAUGGCUGGGUAUUGGUCGCUAGUUGAUUGUGGCACUUACCGAAAGUGGUGACUUUGGAAUGGCGGACUUCGAUUCGAUGACGAACUUUGAGAACUUUUGAAACUAACUAUAGCAACUAGAGAAGCCUAUGUAUAAACGAUAUCAGAUAGCCACCGCUAUCUUGGAAGUCCGACGAUGAUGUGUACGCCGCCACAAUGAUUGCAACGAUCUGGCGCCUGAUUCAUUGUGCUAUUUGAAAGUUUUAUUUAAUGUUAUCUAGAUGUAAUUAUUAGAUUUCCGAAUGCAUCGUAGUGGAAGGUUUUGUUUUGCUUUUUGUGAAACGCCAAACCACAGAAACAACAUCAAAACUACAAUAAGAUCUACCAGAGCAAUGCAUGCAAAUUGCGACACCUCAACACAAACACCUACAGCACACACAGCCAGAGUACUGUCUUUAUCGUGAUUAUGAUUGUGUCUGACCCAUGCAGAAUUUAGAAUUUCUGUGUUGUAUAAACCUUUGGAAUGUGUCCGCAUGUUAUUCGUUUUAUAUUUUUAUAUAUAUCUUUAUAUAUUUGAUUUCUUUUUUUGUACUACGACGUGUUCGUCUGUGACAAAGCAUUACGUUUAAUUGAUAAUGAUAAUAUGAGUAUCGGUUUAGUUAGUGAGUAACUAUUUGUUGAAUCUAAAUUUUUGAUUUUGAUUUUAAGUUUAAUCCCUAAUUUAAACAAUUUGAAAUACUAAAUAGUUCGCGUGCUAAGCCUAUGCUAAACGAAAGAUGAAAACCAAUCAACGAGAGCAGCAACGCAGGAGAUGAUUGCGUUUAUUUUUAGUUAUAAUCUAAGUAACAUUGUGAAUUGCUUUAUAACCCAUCCUUUAUUGGCUUCCAAUGCUGAAAAUGCGCUAAAAUUUAACGAAUCCAUGUAUAUUUUUUUUAAAACUUGUUUGUUUGAGUCAUAAGGGCAGAGUUUGCAAUGCAUUUCAAAUGCGCCAAAUGCGAUUGCCCAUUUUAGUCAGUUAUCAGAGACACACGUUUGUAUGAGAGAUCGUAAACAUAAUCAUUUAUGUAAGCAGCAACAAUAACACAACACUACACCUAGCUUUGUACGUGAACCUUAAGAAUUUUAUAAGACUUAAGUACAACACCCCCCAAAUAAAUAAACAAUUCAGUAAACAAUUGAAA